UUGAGCACGCGCGCCGGGAGUUUGAAUUCGAAUUUCGAACGUCGAACGUUCUAUUUUAGAAUUUGUGUUUGAAAAGUACGUUGGAAUUACUGGGAAGUAAUUUUUGUGGAUGUUACUUGUUUUGUGAAGUGGUUGGAGAGGUGUUUUUGGAUUUUAAUAACUGAAAAACUGUGUUUUCGUGUCUAUGAGAUAGUGAUCGACGCCGACCGCCGCCGGGGCUUGCUAUGAAGCGCAAACUAUGCUCCGGUCCCUCCUUUAACUUCUCAUGCGAAGACGAUAUGGAGGAGCUGAAUGUGGCAGCUCUCUCUCGCCGGAAGGAGUCAGCGGCGCCGCUGACGGGGGACAAGGACGGCGCUAUAUUCGGCUUCUCGUACCCUCUCGCUCUGGUGCUGCGCCUGCGCGUCCUACAGAUCGUAUGCGGAAUAUCAGCUAUGGUGAUGGGCAGCGUGGCCUUCAUAGAAGAGAGGCAGAAGUUCAACAUGGGUCUCGGUAUACCUGCUGGAGGGAUCAGCGUCUUAGCAGCUGCUGUGUCCAUCCACACAUCGCGGGGUUGGGCUGUGACAAGCGGAGCGACAGCGGGAGCGGGUGUCGCGAGCGUGCUAUGGGCGGGUGCGGCGUGUCUUCUUAUUGCACUGGUGGUGCAGUGCUGCAGGACGAUAAUGGGACCACCUGGGCUGGAACAUGGGGACGCAUAUGAAGAGGAAUCCCGCCCAUCCCCCCGUGACCUGGUCGUCAUAGCGUGCGUGCAAAUCGCUCUCGCGUGCGCUACGCUCCUGAGCGCAGCCGUGUGUGCGCGGAUCGACUGCGCAUGACGCGAGCCCCCGCGGACACUCGCGCGCCGCCGCGUGUCCGCACCUGCGGUUCCCGCGCCUACUCCUCCUAGGGAUAAGGGGGGGAGGGUAGCAUGGUUGAU
Molecule: messenger RNA, 913 nt
Organism: Cydia fagiglandana
Lineage: Eukaryota; Metazoa; Arthropoda; Insecta; Lepidoptera; Tortricidae
Exons: 6
Coding region: 225-812 (195 amino acids)
Source: RefSeq, a predicted model, not a curated record